Molecule: messenger RNA, 10373 nt
Organism: Solea senegalensis (Senegalese sole)
Lineage: Eukaryota; Metazoa; Chordata; Actinopteri; Pleuronectiformes; Soleidae
Gene: kalrna
Product: kalirin RhoGEF kinase a
Exons: 68
Coding region: 332-9403 (3023 amino acids)
Biological process (GO): protein phosphorylation
Cellular component (GO): cytoplasm
Molecular function (GO): protein binding; guanyl-nucleotide exchange factor activity; protein kinase activity
Source: RefSeq, a predicted model, not a curated record
CAGCAGCAGCAGAGGGAGGCUGGACCGGGAACAAUAGAGAGAAACGAAGCCAGCCCAGAAACACCAAACAAACCGAGAGAGAGGGGCGACAGAAAGAAAGAAACCGAGGGAAGAGGAUGGAGGGAGAGAGGGAGGUGAAGUGAGAUCAUGUGAGGAAUAUAAAGACGACAGGAUUCUUUUUUCCUGAGCGGAGCUUUUCUCCUUUUUUCUUUUCUUUUCUUUUUUUGUGUGUGAGUGAGAGAUUUUUCUCCUGUCUCUCCUUCUCCUUCUUCUUCUUCUUCUUCUUCUUCUUUUGUCGCUGGAUUGUACUGAACCGCAGGAUUCCGGCAUCAUGAAUCCUGCAGAAGCGGCCGAGGAGGCGCCGAGCGACGCCGACACUGAUGCCUUCUACAAAACAGGAUCGUUGAGGACUGAAGGCAUCAAAGCAUCCGACGUCCUCCCCGUGUUGAAGGAGAAAGUCGCCUUCGUGUCAGGAGGGCGAGAUAAAAGAGGAGGACCAAUCCUGACGUUUCCUGCCAGGAGUAACCACGACCGGUUAAAACAAGAAGACUUGAGGAGGCUGGUGACCUACCUGUCUACUGUUCCCAGCGAGGACGUGUGCAAGCGCGGCUUCACCGUCAUCAUCGACAUGCGAGGCUCCAAGUGGGAGCUGAUCAAGCCGCUGCUCAAGACGCUGCAGGAGUUUUUCCCGGCAGAGAUCUGCGUGGCGCUCAUCAUCAAACCGGACAACUUCUGGCAGAAGCAGAAGACGAACUUUGGCAGCGCAAAGUUCUCCUUCGAGACCAGCAUGGUGUCGGUCGAAGGUCUGGCCAAACUGGUGGAUCCGUCCCAGCUGACCGACGACUUUGAAGGCUCUCUGGACUACAACCACGAGGAGUGGAUGGAUCUGAGAGUGUCUCUGGAGGAGUUCAUAUCCAGUGCUGUCCACCUGCUGUCCAGGCUGGAGGACCUGCAGGAGCUUCAGUCAAAGAAGGAGUUUCCUGCUGACGUGGAGGGAUCUCGCCGGUUGAUAGAGGAACACACGCAGCUGAAGAAAAAGGUGCUGAAGGCUCCAGUGGAGGAGUUGGACCGGGAAGGUCAAAGGUUGCUGCAGUGCAUUCGAUCCAGUGAUGGGUUUUCAGGGAGAAACUGCAUCUCUGGCUCUGCGGACUUUCAGAGCCUGGUGCCCAAGGUGGCCAGUUUGCUGGACAAGCUCCACUCCACGAGGCAAAACCUUCACCAGAUGUGGCACGUGAGGAAACUGAAGCUGGACCAGUGUUUCCAGCUCCGCCUCUUCGAACAGGACGCCGAGAAGAUGUUUGACUGGAUCCGCCACAACAAGGACGUUUUCCUGCAGAGCCACACGGAGAUCGGGCGCGGUUACCAACACGCCGUGGAGCUGCAGACGCAACACAACCACUUUGCCAUGAACUCAAUGAACGCCUACGUAAACAUCAACAGAAUCAUGUCGGUGGCGAGUCGACUGGCCGAGGCCGGUCACUACGCCUCCACGCAGAUAAAACAGAUCUCAGGUCAGCUGGACCAGGACUGGAAAGGGUUCGCCGCCGCGCUGGACGAGCGCUCCACCAUCCUCGCCAUGUCGUCCGUCUUUCACCAGAAGGCAGAACAGUUCCUGUCCGAGGUGGAGGCCUGGUGUAAAGUCUGCAGUGAGGGAGGUUUACCGACGGAGAUGCAGGAGCUGGAGCUCGCCAUCCACCGCCACCAGAGUCUGUACGAGCAGGUCACGCAGGCUUACACCGAGGUAAGUCAGGACGGUAAAGCCUUGUUGGACGUCCUCCAGAGGCCUCUGAGUCCCGGCAACUCUGAUUCGAUGACGGCCACCGCCAAUUACUCCAAAGCGGUUCACUGCAUCCUGGACGUGGUUCACGAGGUUCUCCACCAUCAGCGGCGCCUGGAGAACAUUUGGCAGCAUCGGAAAGUCCGACUGCACCAGCGGCUGCAGCUGUGUGUGUUCCAGCAAGAUGUCCAACAGGUGAUGGACUGGAUCGAGAACCACGGCGAGGCCUUCCUCAGCAAACACACCGGCGUGGGGAAAUCUCUUCACCGAGCGCGGGCCCUGCAGAAGAGACACGACGACUUUGAAGACGUAGCUCAGAACACUUACACUAAUGCAGACAAACUGCUGGAGGCGGCAGAGCAGCUGGCUCAGACUGGAGAGUGCGACCCGGAGGAAAUCUACAAGGCCGCGCGGCACCUGGAGGUCCGGAUCCAGGACUUUGUCCGACGAGUGGAGCACAGGAAGCUGCUGCUCGACAUGUCUGUCUCCUUCCAUACGCACACUAAGGAGCUGUGGUCAUGGAUGGAGGAGCUCCAGAAGCAGCUCUUGGACGACGUGUGCUGCGACUCGGUGGAUUCGGUUCAGACUCUGAUCCAGCAGUUUCAGCAGCAGCAGACGGCCACACUCGAGGCGACACUCAACGUGAUUAAAGAGGGAGAGGAAUUAAUACAGCAGCUCAGAGACGCCGCCAUGUCGACGAACAAGACGCCACACUGCAGUUCCAUCGCACACAUCCAGGGGGUGCUGCAGCAGCUGGACGAGGCCCAGGGCCAGAUGGAGGAGCUGUUCCACGAGCGCAAAAUCAAACUUGACAUCUUCCUGCAGCUACGCAUCUUUGAGCAGUACACAAUCGAGGUUACAGCAGAGUUGGACGCCUGGAACGAGGACCUGUCUCGUCAGCUGACCGACGCGAGCCGCUCGGGAAGCAGCAGUAGCAGCAGCGGCGGCUCCUUGUCCGGCGGCGCCGAGGACAUCAGCCUGGCGGAGCAGCGGCUGAAGCGGCACGCGGAGAGGAAGGCGGCCAUGAACAACAUGACCUACGAAGUGAUGCAGCAGGGCCAAGACUUGCACCAGUACAUUAUGGAGGUUCAGGCUUCAGGGAUUGAACUGACCGGGGAGAAGGACAUGGACUUGGCGUCUCAGGUUCAGGAGCUGCUGGAGUUUCUCCACGAGAAGCAGCAGGAGGUGGAGCUCAACGCGCAGCACACGCACGCGCGGCUGGAGCAGACCCUGCAGCUGCGCCACCUACAGGCCGAGGUUAAACAGGUGUUGGGUUGGAUCCGUAACGGUGAGUCGAUGCUGAACGCCAGCAUGGUCAAUGCCAGCUCGCUGUCUGAGGCCGAGCAGCUGCAGAGGGAACAUGAGCAGUUCCAGAUGGCGAUAGAGUCUCUCUUCCAUGCAAACUCCCUGCAGAAGACCCAUCAGAGCGCUCUGCAGGUCCAGCAAAAAGCCGAGAUGAUGCUUCAGGCCGGUCACUACGACCCAGAGAUGAUUCGCAACUGUGCAGAGAAGGUGGCCGUGCACUGGCAGCAGCUGAUGCUGAAGAUGGAGGACCGCCUCAAGCUGGUCAACGCCUCCGUGGCCUUUUACAAGACGUCCGAACAGGUCUGCAGCGUGUUGGAGAGCCUGGAGCAGGAGUACCGCCGGGACGAGGACUGGUGCGGCAGCCACGACAAACUGGGAACUUCGGCCGACACGGAGCACCUUCUACCUCUGAUCAGCAAACACCUGGAGCAGAAGGAGGCCUUUCUCAAGGCGUGCACUCUGGCCCGCAGGAACGCCGAGGUGUUUCUGAAGUACAUCCACAGGAACAACGUGAGCAUGCCCGGAGCGGCCGGUCACACCAGAGGGCCCGAGCAGCAGGUCAAAGCCAUCCUGAACGAGCUGCUGCAGAGAGAGAACAGAGUUCUUCACUUCUGGACGCUGAAGAAGAGGAGGCUGGACCAGUGUCAGCAGUACCUGGUGUUUGAACGCAGCGCCAAACAGGCACUUGACUGGAUCCAGGAGACAGGUGAGGUUUACCUGGCCACACACACAUCACCUGGUGAGAGCAACGAGGAAACGCAGCAACUGCUCAGCGACUACCGUCACUUCAGACUCUCUGCCAAGCAAACCAAGGACAAGGUGAAGCUGCUGAUCCAGCUCGCCGACAACCUGGUGGAGAAAGGCCACGCCCACGUGUCGGAGCUGAAGCGGUGGGUGAGCACGGUGGAUCGCCGGUACAGAGACUUCUCUGCGCGCAUGGGAAAAUACCAGGAGAGUCUGGAGAGGAGCCUGGGGGUCAGCUCUGAGGACAACAAAGACCUGGAGUUGGACAUAAUCCCCGCCAGUUUGACUGACGACCCUGAGGUCAAACUGCGUGACCCCAACCACGAGGUCAACGAGGAGAAGAGAAAAUCAGCGCGGAAGAAAGAGUUCAUCAUGGCCGAGCUGCUGCAGACGGAGAAGUCCUACGUCAAAGAUCUCCACGAGUGUCUAGAGACGUACCUGUGGGAGAUGACGAGCGGCGUGGAGGAGAUUCCCCCGGGCAUCGCCAACAAGGAGCACAUUAUCUUCGGGAACAUGCAGGAGAUCUGUGACUUCCACAACAAUAUUUUCCUGAAGGAGCUGGUGAACUACGAGCAGCUGCCAGAGGACGUCGGCCAUUGUUUCGUCACCUGGGCGGACAAGUUCCACAUCUACGUGGAUUACUGUAAGAACAAACCCGACUCCAGUCAGCUCAUACUGGAGCACGCCGGCACCUUCUUUGAUGACAUUCAGCAGAGACGGGGACUGGCCAACUCCAUCUCCUCCUACCUCAUCAAACCAGUCCAGAGGAUCACCAAAUACCAACUACUGCUCAAGGAGUUACUGUCGUGCUGUGAGGAAGGCAAAGGGGAGAUCAAAGACGGUCUGGAGGUGAUGCUCGGCGUUCCCAAGAGAGCCAACGACGCCAUGCACCUCGCCAUGUUGGAGGGCUUUGAGGAGAACCUGGAGGUGCAGGGCGAGCUGAUCCUGCAGGACAGCUUCCAGGUGUGGGAUCCGCGCUCCCUGAUCAGGAAGGGGAGAGACCGACACCUCUUCCUGUUUGAGUUCUCGCUGGUUUUCAGCAAGGAGAUCAAAGACUCGGCGGGCAGAACCAAGUACCAGUUCAAGAACAGACUACUGACGUCAGAGUUGGGGGUGACUGAGCACAUCGAGGGCGACUCGUGUAAGUUUGCUCUGUGGGCUGGAAGAACCCCGUCCUCUGACAACAAAACUGUGCUAAAAGCGUCCAACAUGGAAGCUAAACAGGAGUGGAUUAAAAACAUCAGGGAGGUGAUCCAGGAGAGGAUGACUCACCUGAAGGGGGCGCUCAAGGAGCCUCUUCAUCUGCCCAAAACACCAGCACUGAGCAAACCCAGGAAUAACACAAAGAGGGACGGAGGUGAAGACGGUGACAGUCAGGGAGACGGCAGCAGCCAACCAGACACCAUCUCCAUCGCUUCCAGGACGUCACAGAACACUGUAGACAGCGACAAGCUCUCUGGAGGCUGCGAGCUGACGGUGGUCCUCCAUGACUUCACAGCAGGGUGCAGCACGGAGAUGUCUGUCAGCACAGGUCAGACAGUCGAGCUGCUGGAGCGGCCGAGCGAGCGGCCCGGCUGGUGUCUGGUCCGGACCACAGACCGCAGCCCCCCGCAAGAGGGUCUGGUUCCCAGUUCUGCACUCUGCGUGUCCCACUCGCGCUCCAGCGUGGAGAUGGACUGUUUCUUCGGCUCAGGAAAAGAAAACUACCCGGUCAGUGGCUCUGACGGGAAAACCGAGUCCGUGGCGAACCUCCAGCCGCAGCCGUCCCUCAACUCGCUGCAGUCCAGCUCGCCGGGACCCAAACGCUCUGGGAACACUCUGAGAAAAUGGCUGACCAGUCCGGUCCGCCGCCUCAGCCACGGCAGCUCCGUCAAGAAACUGCCCAACAACAAACAGAAUAAGACGCGACCUGGAACUGGAAGAGAGGAGAACAGGAAGAGUAUUGACCUGGGACAACCGGACCUCACACUGCAGGACGACAACAUUGAAGAGAGAGUCCUCAGUAAAGACAGCAACCUCCUCUCGAAGACGUCGUCCGGCAUGCAGAGCGGCGGCGAGGAGGAGCAGGACGAGGAGGCUCACACUCCUCUGCCUCCUCCCAUGGACAUCAUCAAGGAUCCUUCAGCUCAGGAUGAGAAGUCUUCGUCCUUGCUAACGUCCCUGCAGUCGUCUUCUGAGGUGCCCAGCGCCGCAGAGCUGGUUAGCGCCAUAGAAAAACUGGUUAAAACCAAGAUGACUCUGGAACCAGGAGCGUACCCCGGGUUCUCCCCGCUCUCUCCGCCCGAACAAACCACUCCCGUCCAGCCGAGAAACCCUGAGCUGGAGCAGCGAGCCAAAGCUAUGAGAGGACGCAUGUUUGUCCUCAAAGAGCUGAUUCAGACGGAGAGGGACUACGUCAAAGACCUGGGCACGGUGGUGGAGAGCUUCAUGAAGAGAAUGGAGGAGAAGGGCGUCCCCGAGGACAUGAAAAGAAAAGACAAAAUCGUCUUCGGGAACAUCCACCAGAUCUACGACUGGCACAGAGAUUUCUUCGUAGGAGAACUGGAGAAAUGUUUGGAAGACCAUGAACAUCUUCCUGAGCUUUUCAUCAAACAUGAGAGACGACUGCACAUGUAUGUGGUUUAUUGUCAGAAUAAACCGAAGUCUGAGUUCAUCGUGGCAGAAUAUGACACAUAUUUUGAAGGAAUCCAGCAGGAGGUUCAGUCCAGGCUCAGCCUCAGCGACUUCCUCAUCAAACCAAUCCAGAGAAUCACCAAAUACCAGCUGCUGCUUAAGGACUUCCUGAAGUACAGCGCAAAGGCAGGAUUAGACUGUGAUCAGAUUGAGAAAGCGGUAGAUUUGAUGUCUCAGGUCCCGAAGCUGUGUAACGACAUGAUGAACCUGGGUCGACUGCAGGGAUACGAGGGUAAGCUGACCAGUCAGGGCAAACUGCUGCAGCAGGAGACCUUCUUCGUGACGGAGCAGGACGGCGGCGUCCUGUCGCGCUCCAAGGAGCGGCGGGUCUUCCUCUUCGAGCAGAUCGUCAUCUUCAGCGAGCUGCUCAGGAAAGGGUCGUCCACGCAGAGAUACCAGUUCAAGAAGAGCAUCAAGGUGUCCUACCUGGGUCUGGAGGAAGUGGUGGACAACGACCCCUGUAAGUUCGUGUUGUCGUGCCGCGGCUCGUCCGAGCGUCUCACUCUGCAGGCGGCCAACGUCGACAUCAAGCAGGUGUGGGUGCAGCACAUCCAGACAGUCCUGGACGCGCAGAGCAACUUCCUGUCUGCUCUCCAGUCUCCCAUCGAGUACCAGAAGGAGAAGGGCGCGGGCAGCAGCUCGUCGCUCACCAGGAACCGCUCGUCCUCGGGGAGCCGGCCCUCGAUGUCGUCUCACAGUCGGCCGUCGUCCACCGUCGGCCUCGGCGACAAGGAGCUGGAGCGAGGGUGGAGCCAGAUGAAAGUCUCUACCUCCAACGGCGGCUCGUCGUGUUUUGACCCCAGGGACAGCGACGGCGGCUGCAACGGCGUCUCGUCCACCAUGAUGGUCACUCAGGACUACUCGGCGCUGAAGGAGAACGAGAUCUGCGUGAUCCACGGCGAGACGGUGCAGAUCCUGGCCACCAACCAGCAGAACAUGUACCUCGUGUACCGGUCGGCCAACGUCCAGUCGCCGGCCGCCGAGGGCUGGGUGCCGGGACACGUCCUCGGCCCGGCCACAAAGCCUAUAAAAGACUCCGCCUCCACGUCGUCCUUCCCGGCGGCGGUGGCCGACGCCCACAACAUCAAGAAGUCUCUGUCGUGGAACACGCUGCGCGCCAGGAAGCGCGCCGAGGCCAAGGACGCCGGCUCGCUGGGGGUCGCGAGGGGUCACGAGAAUGGCCUCCUGCGUAAGGCCAAAGAAAUCACGCCCCCUCCCCCUCUGGCCUCUGCCGCCGCCACGGGGUCAAAGGGCAAAGACGUCCACACUUCAGACGAGUCCGACUGUGACGACGACCUCGACCCAAAGACGGGCAUGGAGCUUCUGAACCCAAACUUCAUCCAGGAAGUGGCCCCAGAGUUCCUCGUCCCUCUGUCAGACGUGGCGUGUGCGUUCGGGGAGACGGUCGUCCUCUGCUGCAAAGUGUGUGGUCGACCCAAACCCUCGGUGACUCUGAAAGGCCCCGACCAGAACCCGGUGACCAGCAACAACCGCUUCACCAUCGACAUCAGGGACACCGGUGACAUCCUGCUAAAGAUCUGCAACCUGAUGCCUCAGGACACGGGGAUCUACACCUGCGUUGCCGUUAACGACCACGGCUCCGCCUCCUCCUCCGCCUCCAUUAAAGUCCAAGGUAUCCCAGCAGCCCCGGGGCGGCCCGUGGCACAGGAAGCCAGCAGCACGGCAGUGAUGGUCCACUGGCCUCCUCCUGCUUCAUCUGCUCACUGUGCUGUGAGCAGCUACACUGUGGAGUACAGACAGGAAGAUUCGUUGCUAUGGGAACAGGUGGUCAGCAGCAGGGAGGAGUGCGUCCAGAUCGACGCCCUGAUUCCCGGUGGUCAUUAUCAGUUCAGGGUGCGAGCCUCCAACCGCUGGGGGCUGGGGCCGCCGUCCGAGGCCUCCAACAUGGUCACACUGCCCAACAGCAACUCAGGAUAUGACGGAACAGGAAUCCAGUGGAAAGACAACUUUGACUCCACCUUCUCUGAGAUCUGUGAGAUUGGAAGGGGACGAUUUUCAGUGGUGAGAAAGUGUCUCAACAGGUCUACAAAGAAAGAGGUCGCAGUGAAGUUCGUGAGUAAGAAGAUGCAGAAGAAGGAGCAGGCGGCUCACGAGGCCGACAUUCUCCAGCACGUGCAGAACCACCAGCUGGUGGCGCUGUUGGACACAUAUGAGUCCCCCACCUCUCUGAUGCUGGUCCUGGAGCUGCUGGAGGACGGUCGACUCCUCGACUACCUCGUCGCCCACGACGAGCUGAUGGAGGAGAAGGUGGCGUUCUUCAUCCGGGAGACGCUGGAGGCCGUGCAACACCUGCACACCUGCAGGGUAGCACAUCUGGAUCUGAAGCCUGAGAACAUCAUGGUCGACCUCCACGCUCCCACGCCGUGCGUCAAACUCGUCGACCUCGGCGACGCCGUGCAGCUGUCCGUGCACCGCCGCUACGUCCACCUGCUGCUCGGGAACCCGGAGUUCGCCGCGCCGGAGCUCAUCCGCGGGACGCCGGUCUCCGUGGCGACAGACAUGUGGAGCGUCGGCGUGCUGGCGUACGUCCUGCUCAGCGGCGUUUCGCCGUUCCUGGACGAGUCGCCCGAGGAGACGUGCGUCAACAUCUGCCGCCUGGACUUCUGCUUCCCGGACGAGUACUUCCGGGACGUGAGCCAGGCGGCGAGGGAUUUUGUGUCGUCGGUGCUGCAGCAGGAUCAGCGCAAGAGGCCGAGCGCCACUUCCUGUCUGCAGCACCCGUGGGUGGGUCGAGGGGGCGCGCACGGCGGCGAGUACUCCAAGACGCCCCUGGACACGACGCGACUGGGCGCGUUCAUCGACCGCAGAAGACAGCUGCACGACAUCAGGCCCAUCACCAAUAUCAAAGGGCUGGUGAGCAGCAGCAUGGGCAACACACUGUGAAGAAGACGACAUCAAUAAAAAAAAUCCACCUGUGACCACCAGUGUACCAAUAAUAACACUAUAAUAAUAUAUUUUAGGCUUUUAAUUAUCUCAGUUAUUUAUUAAUGUGCGAGUGGGAAAAGGAUUUGUCGCCCGUGGUGCGAGAUUUAGGCCACUUUGGUUCAAACCCAUACAUAAAUACAAUAAAUAAUGUCAUUUUAUGGUUGUACAACAUUUACUCGUCAACCAAAAAUGUAAUUUCUUCAUUUACUGGCCAGAUUGUCCUGGAUGUCCCAUUAAAAUCCCAAAGAACUAACUCAAAUUUGAGAAAAACGACCACUGUGAGCAAAAAAGUGACGGAGAAUAAUAUUUGGUUUUAUUUACAUUAAGAGGGUUUAUUUUUACAGAACAAAAAAGAAAAACAACAAAAAACAUAUAUUUGUUAUUAAUCCCAAAGUCGAGUCAAUCCCAGUCUUACUCCACAACUCCCGAGACACGAUAUUCCAGCUCAGGGACAUAAGACGACCGACCAAUGACAUGAGUUAUGAGUGAACAUGAGUUUGUUCAAGUUCGUUUAACCAGCGACUGAUAAGCAAAGAUUAGGUGCUUAGCUAAAAAUGUGUUUACACUGUGACGGUAUAAUGUUUGCAUGGUCAUCAUCUCUGAGUUAAUUUAAAGCUGCUGGGAGUUAAUAAUCCUGUUAAUAAUCCACGUUAAAAGACCCAGUGUGUACAGAUUGAGUGGCAUCUAGUGGUCAAGCUGCAUAUUGCAACUGACCGAAUCACAAUUGUCUUCACGCUUGUGUUCAAAAAUCGAAUUGGCUCAAAAAAAAUCACAAGAAAAUUCAAAGCAUAGUGACUAGCCACCAGGGGGCGACACUGUUGGAUGUAAUCAAAGAACUUAGUUUGAAUGUAAGUGUGGGAAAAUUAGCUUCUACUUGAUUUUAUAUCCUGACGUGUUAAUAAUCUAGAUUAUUGUUGUUGUUUUCAGU